Spodoptera frugiperda (fall armyworm) is the source of this 1231-nucleotide messenger RNA. RefSeq names its product intraflagellar transport protein 57 homolog (gene IFT57). Gene Ontology annotation, cellular component: centrosome; cilium; Golgi apparatus. The record is from RefSeq and is a predicted model, not a curated record. Lineage: Eukaryota; Metazoa; Arthropoda; Insecta; Lepidoptera; Noctuidae. The coding region runs from base 54 to 1175 and encodes 373 amino acids. The transcript has a single exon. Gene Ontology annotation, biological process: non-motile cilium assembly; intraciliary transport.
CGUGCGAUUCUAUUUUGUAAUUUUAAUAAUACUUCCCUAAAACAUUAAGGAAAAUGGAUCUAAAAUUAAUGGACAAACUGCGCCUAUUAAAAGUGGACACCGAGUUACGUUCGCAAAUAAAAAUGAAACCGAUGAGUAGGUACUAUUUCAUUACUAGUACGAACCCGGGCGAACAGUUCUACGUUUUCGCAUCCACUGCUGCGUGGCUGAUCAGGAAAACUGGGAAAGAAUUUGAACAACCCAACGAGGAAGAUGAUCCAAACAGUAUAAUCGCUACUAUCCUCGAUAUCUUGAGAGAAAAGGACAUUGCUGUAGAUUUCUCUUCGCACAAACUCAAACAAGGCUAUGGAGAACAAGUGUGUUAUAUAUUAAACGUACUGGCUGACGAAGCUUUGAAAUGUGAGGAGUUCGAAUGGCAGAAACCAAUCGUGGAUAUACCAGAGCCUGAAGAAGCUGCUGAUGAUGUAGACCAAGUUGAGGACGAAACAGAAAUAUUACUAGACAAAGUUGAAGAAGAAAUGGCGAUAUAUUCCGGAGAAUCUGAAGAAGAAUUUAAUGUAGAAGAAAAGGAUUCAAGUUUAGUCAAAAAAGUUCAUGAUUGGGAAGCUUGGAAACUAGAAUUGGAGAGGGUAGCACCAGCGCUGAGACUUAAAAUAUCAGCAGACGGUCGCGAUUGGAGGGCAAGACACUCCCAAAUGAGGACGUACAGAGAUGAACUAUUUGAAAGGUACAAAACGACUGGUUCACAACUUAACAAACUCCACACAAAUAUAAGUUCUGUUAUGGACAAGAUAUCAGCAAGAGAAAACAUACUGAAUGAGCAAUUUGAGCCGUUAGUCAGAGAGUACGGGGCGUUAUUGGAUGAGUUGAAUAAAGUAACCAAUGAAUAUAAAGAUGUUAGUGUAGGAGUGACAGAGAGACAAGAAAUGUUGAACGAAUUGACUUCUAAAGUGGAAAACAUAAAACAAAGGACAGAGUCUAAAGGAUCCUCGAUGAAUGAUAAUUCUCCUUUAGUGACUGCGAAAAAAGCGGUUGCGAAUUUGAAAAAAGACAUACAAGAUAUGGAUUUCCAGAUCAUUAUUUUAAUUUGGUUGUUGACUACGAAAGAGAAUCCGAAUAGUAAUAAUUUGUUUACGAAUGCUGAAUCCAAAAUGGUGGGCAUUGAAAGUUAUUGAAGGAGUUGUUCGAUGUUUUGUUAACGAAAAUCAAUUUUUACUUACCUUGUCUGCUG